Vespula pensylvanica (western yellowjacket) is the source of this 3188-nucleotide messenger RNA. Its product is annotated as glutamyl aminopeptidase-like. Bases 234 to 3113 code for a protein of 959 amino acids. Gene Ontology annotation, molecular function: peptide binding; zinc ion binding; metalloaminopeptidase activity. NCBI's taxonomy places the organism in Eukaryota, Metazoa, Arthropoda, Insecta, Hymenoptera, Vespidae. Gene Ontology annotation, cellular component: cytoplasm. The record is from RefSeq and is a predicted model, not a curated record. The transcript is spliced from 17 exons. Gene Ontology annotation, biological process: peptide catabolic process; proteolysis.
GCUUGUGCUCUGAUAAUAUUAAGUCGUAGCUUCGUAAGCUGUAAGUACUCUAAGAAACAAGAAUAACAAAUAAGCAUCUCUUAGUAGUAACCGAGAGAAAGUGAUGGUAACAGCUCACGAGUGAACAUUAUACGAGCAAACGCGACACGAUAAGGAUAGAUAUAUAAUAGUCUACGAAAAAGAAGACGGAUUAUAAGAGCGAUUUUGUUUGAAGAAAUACGAAAGGUGGAGCUAUGAGUCGUAGCGGUGCAGUAAAGACGCUCAAGUCGCACCAACGUGGCGACAGAGGUACAGCUUUUCUCUGUUUCACUUGUGCUGUUUGUUUUGUUCUAAGCGUUACCUGUACUUUUCUCGGCACUCUUGUUAUCCUCGAUCAGAAAGUCGAGGCUGCCAGUUAUCGAUACGAUCCAAGUAAAUUGGAAACGGUCGCCAUCAUGAGCCACGAUCAACACGAUGAUUAUACUUUCAGAUUACCGAAGGAAGUCAAACCGAUUCACUAUGAUAUUUAUUUAUAUCCCGAUCUUAACAAUGGUACAUUCGUGGGUAAAGUUACGAUCCUUAUAGAUGUUUUAGACAAAAGAGGCCAAAUUGCCCUUCAUCAAAAGGAUCUCAAUAUUACUCAUAUCGAGCUAAAAACUUAUGAUCGCGAAGAGAACUAUGAAAUCGAAUUAUUGCCUCCAUUUACGGUCGCGAAAUAUGAAAUGCUUGUUGUUCCUAUAAAGAACGAGAUCAAUUCAGGACUUUAUAAUCUAUCUAUUGAAUUUAAUGGGGCUCUUCAACCGGAUAAAAUCGUCGGUUUUUACUCGAGCAAAUAUAAAGACGAGAAUAAUAAAACGAGAUAUAUCGCUACUUCGAAAUUCGAACCAACCUAUGCGAGAAGAGCGUUUCCUUGCUUCGACGAACCUUCGUUCAAGGCCAAAUUUUCAGUGAAAUUAGUUCAUCCUACCGAUAAUUGUUAUAAUGCACUUUCCAACAUGAACGUCAAGAGUACUCUUAUUAAUCAACCAAGCCCUGGACUUACAACCGUGGUUUUUGCCGAAAGUGUACCUAUGUCGACUUAUUUGAGUUGCUUCAUAAUCAGCGAUUUCGUAGCUGUAACAAAAAAAGCAAAAGGUUUUGAUGGUCGAGAAUUUCCAAUUAGCGUAUACACUACCAGAGCACAAAGGGAAAAAGGCUCUUUUGCUCUUAGUAUUGGUGUUGAUAUCAUUGAGUAUUAUAUCAAUUUAUUCCAUAUAGACUAUCCUUUACCUAAGCUUGAUAUGAUUGCAAUACCAGAUUUUGUAUCGGGUGCGAUGGAAAAUUGGGGUAUCGUAACGUACAGAGAAGCGAGAUUACUUUACGAUAAUCAAACUAGUUCUACUCGAGAGAUGCACGACAUCGUCACCGUAAUUAGUCACGAAUUUGCACAUAUGUGGUUUGGCAAUCUAGUUACAAUGAAGUGGUGGAACGAUCUAUGGCUAAAUGAAGGUUUUGCUUCGUUCAUGCAAUACAAAAGCGCGAAUGCUAUUCUUCCCGAUUGGGGACUGAUGGAAGAAUUUCUACUCGACCAAAUACACUUGGUCUUCGUUACAGAUGCAAAAUGGAGUACUCAUCCGAUCAUUCAAACUGUCAACAAUCCUGACGAGAUCACAUCUAUUUUCGAUGAAAUCUCUUAUAGAAAGGGAUCAUCCAUCAUACGUAUGAUGGAAAAUUUUAUUGGUGUUGAUAGAUUUUACAACGGUAUUAGAACCUAUCUGAAUAGGUUCACCUAUCAUAAUGCGGAGACGACCGAUCUCCUUAAUAUUUUGCAAGAACAAGUUGGCACAGAAAUAAACGUGACGGAGAUCAUGAAUACCUGGACCAGACAAAAUGGUUUUCCAGUGGUGAAUGUCCGUAAGACUGAAAACAAAUACGUGUUAACGCAAAAACGUUUCUUGGCCGAUCCAGACACUCAAAUCGAUCCUUCGGAAUCAGAUUACGGAUAUAAAUGGAUAAUACCUAUUACGUAUAUUACUAAUAAAUCAUCAAGGCCAACUUUAGUCUGGUUCAAUAAUAAUGCUACUAAUUUGGUGAUCGAAUUGGAAGAACCUGUCGAAUGGAUUAAAUUUAAUAAAGAUCAAGUUGGUUACUAUCGCGUUAAUUAUGAAACAACGGAAUGGGAAAAUUUAAUUCAUUUGCUUAAAUAUUAUCACAAGAGAUUAUCUGUAUCAGAUAGAGCUCAUCUCUUGGAAGAAGUAUUCAGUUUAGCAUCUGCGGGUGAACUUGACUACGGUAUCGCCAUGAAUAUGACCAAAUAUCUUCCACAAGAAAAUCAUGUUAUUCCAUGGACUGUUGCAUCGAAAAAUUUAUUGGCCAUAGAUCAAUUUUUGUCGUCAACGAAUUUAUCUACUAUUUUUAAGUCAUACGUAAGAAACUUGGUUGAUAGCGUGUAUCACGAUGUAACAUGGCGUGUAGAUAACACGGAAGAUCAUGUAAUGCUAAGGCUUCGUUCGGUAGUAUUAGAUCUGGCUUGUUCGGUGGGUCAUAUAGAAUGUUUAGAAGAAGCAUCCGAAAUCUUCAAAAAGUGGAUAAACGAUAUAAAGGACGUUCGUCCGCAUCCUGAUAUUCGAGGAUUAAUUUAUUAUUACGGCUUACAUUAUGCUGGUUCUGAAGCUGAGUGGAAUCUUAUGUUUGAUAAAUUUGUUCAGGAAACCGAUUCGUCUGAAAAAUUAAAAUUGAUGCGUGGAUUAACGGGAACACGAGAAAGUUGGCUUUUGAACAAAUUUAUCACUAUAGCGAAGAAUGAAAAUUACGUUCGUGCACAAGAUUUUUUUUCUUGUUUGACGGCAAUUUCUAACAAUCCUGUUGGCACACCUCUCGUUUGGGAUUGGGUUCGAGGAAACUGGGAGUUUUUAGUUCAGAGAUACACUUUAAACGAUCGAUACCUUGGACAACUUAUACCUGGAAUUACAAAAACUUUUGCUACGGAAACGAAGUUGAACGAAAUGAAAGCCUUUUUCGAAAAAUAUCCUGAAGCCGGUGCUGGUGCAUCGAAUCGGGCGAAAGCAUUGGAGACAGUACAGAAUAAUAUAAAAUGGUUAGCGAGAAAUACAGGCAAACUUGAAAACUGGUUGAAUUCACAUUCGAGCAAUUAAUCCGACUGAUUAAACUAUACUACUAAUCCAUUUUUAUGAAGAAUAAUGUUAUCAAAUAAAGAAAACCUACGAUAA